Monodelphis domestica (gray short-tailed opossum) is the source of this 6209-nucleotide messenger RNA. RefSeq names its product protein tyrosine phosphatase receptor type K (gene PTPRK). Gene Ontology annotation, cellular component: membrane. Gene Ontology annotation, molecular function: protein tyrosine phosphatase activity; protein binding. Gene Ontology annotation, biological process: protein dephosphorylation. Lineage: Eukaryota; Metazoa; Chordata; Mammalia; Didelphimorphia; Didelphidae. The record is from RefSeq and is a predicted model, not a curated record.
AUUCCUGCGAAGUGUUUGAAAACGGAGGAGGAGACGUCACCCCGCGGGGCUCCUCCCCUGUCCCCUCAAACCCCUCCCUCCCUCCGCCUUCCACCGAAGUAACUCUGGACUAACAAGAGCCGCCGCCGCCGCCGCCGCCGCCGUGGAGCAUGGAGAGCAGCCGCGGCCGCACCGGGACGAGGGUUGCUUCUGCUCCUCGGAGCUAGUUUGGAUUCUGCGAAGAAGCCCCAAGAAAAGAUCGCUGUUGGGAGGCUGUUGGAGGACGGAUUUCGGCCGGCGAGGUCUCGCCUCGCCUGGGUUCCACCUGGGUGGGUGGGGGGGCAGUAUAAUUAGCGAAGCGACUGGAAAACUUCUCCCCAACUCAGCAUGGAUACAGCGGCGUGGGCACUGCCUUCUUUCGUGGCUCUAGUGCUCCUCGCCCCGUGGCCUUUUCCAGGGACUGCCCGAGCUCAGUUCUCCGCAGGAGGCUGUACAUUUGAUGAUGGUCCUGGAGCUUGUGAUUACCAUCAAGACCUAUAUGAUGAUUUUGAAUGGGUUCAUGUUAGUUCUCAAGAGCCUCAUUAUUUGCCUCCUGAGAUGCCUCAAGGAUCCUACAUGGUGGUGGAUUCCUCUAAUCAUGACUCAGGAGAAAAAGCCAGACUUCAGCUCCCAACAAUGAAGGAAAAUGACACGCAUUGUAUUGAUUUCAGCUAUUUGUUAUAUAGCCAGAAAGGAAUGAAUCCUGGCACUUUGAACAUAUUAGUUAGAGUGAAUAAAGGUCCUCUGGCUAAUCCAAUUUGGAAUGUGACUGGCUUCACUGGUAAAGACUGGCUUCGGGCUGAGCUGGCAGUGAGCACCUUUUGGCCCAAUGAAUACCAGGUAAUAUUUGAGGCUGAAGUCUCAGAUGGGAGGAAUGGCUACAUUGCUAUUGAUGAUAUCCAAGUUCUGAGCUAUCCUUGUGAUAAAUCCCCUCAUUUUUUGAGGCUGGGUGAUGUAGAAGUCAAUGCAGGGCAGAAUGCUACAUUUCAGUGUAUUGCUACAGGAAGAGAUGCUGUGAAUAACAAGUUAUGGUUGCAGAGACGGAAUGGAGAGGAUAUACCAGUGGCACAGACUAAAAAUAUCAAUCAUAGAAGAUUUGCUGCUUCCUUUAGAUUACAAGAAGUGACAAAAACUGAUCAGGAUUUGUACCGCUGUGUAACUCAGUCAGAAAGAGGUUCCGGAGUUUCCAAUUUUGCUGAACUAAUUGUGAGAGAACCACCUCGGCCAAUAGCUCCUCCCCAGCUACUUGGUGUUGGGCCUACAUAUUUGUUGAUUCAACUUAAUGCUAAUUCCAUUAUUGGUGAUGGACCCAUUAUCUUGAAAGAAGUGGAGUAUCGAAUGACAUCAGGAUCUUGGACAGAAACUCAUGCUGUCAAUGCACCCACCUAUAAACUAUGGCAUCUGGACCCUGAUACUGAAUAUGAGAUCCGUGUUCUACUCACAAGGCCUGGAGAAGGUGGCACAGGACUGCCAGGACCACCACUUAUCACCAGAACUAAAUGUGCUGAACCAAUGAGAACACCAAAAACAUUAAAAAUUGCUGAAAUCCAAGCAAGACACAUCGCAGUGGACUGGGAGUCUUUAGGCUACAACAUUACACGUUGCCACACUUUCAAUGUCACUAUUUGCUACCAUUACUUCCGUGGUCACAAUGAGAGCAAAGCUGACUGCUUGGACAUGGACCCCAAAGCACCCCAGCAUGUUGUGAGCCAUCUGCCACCUUACACAAAUGUCAGCCUCAAGAUGAUUCUAACCAAUCCUGAAGGGAGGAAGGAAAGCGAGGAGACAAUUAUUCAGACUGAUGAAGAUGUGCCCGGCCCAGUUCCAUUCAAGUCUCUUAAAGGAACCUCAUUUGAAAACAAGAUCUUCCUGAAUUGGAAAGAACCUUUGGAUCCAAAUGGAAUUAUCACUCAAUAUGAGGUCAGCUACAACAGUAUCAGGUCAUUCGAUCCUGCCGUUCCUGUGGCCGGACCUCCCCAGACUGUGACAAAUUUAUGGAAUAGUACACAUCAUGUAUUUUUGCAUCUUCACCCUGGAACAACCUACCAAUUUUUUAUAAGAGCCAGUACAGUCAAAGGCUUUGGCCCAGCUACAGCAAUCAAUGUUACAACCAAUAUUUCAGCUCCCACCUUACCUGACUAUGAAGGAAUUGAUGCAUCUCUUAAUGAAACUGCCACCACUAUAACAGUGUUAUUGAGGCCUGCACAGGCUAAAGGUGCACCUAUCAGUGCCUAUCAAAUUGUGGUAGAGGAAUUACAUCCCCACCGAACCAAGCGAGAAACAGGGGCAAUGGAAUGCUACCAGGUCCCCAUCACCUACCAGAGUGCUAUAAGUGGAGGUUCUCCAUAUUACUUUGCUGCAGAACUACCACCAGGGAAUCUACCUGAACCUGCUCCCUUUACUGUUGGGGACAACAGAACAUACCAAGGAUUUUGGAACCCACCUCUAGCGCCUCGCAAAGGUUACAACAUCUACUUUCAAGCUAUGAGCAGUGUGGAGAAGGAAACUAAAACACAGUGUGUAAGAAUAGCUACAAAAGCAGCAGCAACAGAAGAACCAGAGGUGAUUCCUGAUCCAGCCAAGCAGACGGAUCGAGUAGUGAAAAUAGCAGGAAUUAGUGCUGGGAUUUUGGUAUUCAUCCUCCUCCUCCUAGUUGUCAUAUUAAUUGUCAAAAAGAGCAAGCUUGCUAAAAAACGCAAGGAUGCCAUGGGGAACACCCGCCAGGAGAUGACACACAUGGUAAAUGCAAUGGAUAGGAGUUAUGCAGAUCAGAGCACUCUUCAUGCAGAGGACCCGCUUUCAAUUACAUUCAUGGAUUCUCAUAACUUUAGCCCAAGAUUGCCCAAUGAUCCACUUGUGCCAACUGCUGUGUUAGAUGAGAACCACAGUGCACCAGCAGAGUCCAGCCGACUCCUUGAUGUACCUCGAUACCUUUGUGAGGGGACCGAAUCUCCAUACCAGACUGGGCAGUUACACCCAGCCAUCAGGGUGGCGGAUUUAUUACAGCAUAUUAAUCUCAUGAAGACGUCGGACAGCUAUGGGUUCAAAGAGGAAUAUGAGAGUUUCUUUGAGGGACAGUCAGCAUCUUGGGAUGUGGCUAAAAAAGAUCAAAAUAGAACAAAGAACCGAUAUGGAAACAUCAUAGCGUAUGACCACUCCAGAGUCAUUUUGCAGCCCGUCGAGGAUGAUCCUUCUUCUGAUUAUAUUAAUGCCAACUAUAUUGAUGGAUACCAGAGGCCAAGCCAUUACAUUGCAACCCAAGGUCCAGUCCAUGAGACAGUAUAUGAUUUCUGGAGGAUGAUCUGGCAGGAACAGUCAGCCUGUAUUGUAAUGGUUACAAACUUAGUUGAAGUUGGCCGAGUUAAGUGUUAUAAGUAUUGGCCCGAUGAUACUGAAGUAUAUGGUGACUUUAAAGUAACUUGUGUGGAAAUGGAACCACUUGCUGAAUAUGUGGUUAGAACAUUCACCCUGGAAAGGAGAGGAUAUAAUGAAAUCCGUGAAGUUAAACAAUUUCAUUUUACUGGUUGGCCAGAUCAUGGUGUGCCAUACCAUGCCACAGGUCUGCUGUCAUUUAUUCGCCGGGUCAAAGUAUCUAAUCCACCCAGUGCUGGGCCCAUCGUGGUCCAUUGCAGUGCUGGUGCUGGACGAACUGGUUGUUAUAUUGUGAUUGAUAUCAUGCUGGAUAUGGCUGAAAGAGAAGGUGUGGUGGACAUUUACAACUGUGUCAAAGCCCUCCGUUCUCGUCGUAUCAACAUGGUUCAAACAGAGGAACAGUACAUUUUUAUUCAUGAUGCAAUUCUGGAAGCCUGCUUAUGUGGAGAAACUGCCAUACCUGUCUGUGAAUUCAAAGCUGCAUAUUUUGAUAUGAUUAGAAUAGACUCCCAGACUAAUUCAUCACAUCUCAAAGAUGAAUUUCAGACCUUAAAUUCCGUAACUCCUCGACUACAAGCAGAAGAUUGCAGCAUAGCCUGCCUGCCAAGGAACCAUGACAAGAAUCGUUUCAUGGAUAUGCUGCCACCUGACAGAUGUCUGCCUUUCUUAAUUACUAUCGAUGGGGAGAGUAGUAACUACAUCAAUGCUGCUCUUAUGGAUAGUUACAGACAGCCCGCUGCUUUCAUCGUCACCCAGUACCCUCUGCCAAAUACUGUGAAAGACUUCUGGAGAUUAGUAUAUGAUUAUGGCUGUACCUCCAUUGUGAUGUUAAAUGAAGUCGACUUGACCCAGGGAUGCCCUCAGUACUGGCCCGAAGAAGGCAUGUUGCGAUAUGGACCUAUUCAAGUAGAAUGCAUGUCCUGUGCAAUGGACUGUGAUGUGAUCAACAGAAUUUUUCGGAUAUGCAAUCUCACAAGGCCACAGGAAGGGUAUCUAAUGGUACAACAGUUUCAGUACUUAGGGUGGGCUUCUCACCGAGAAGUCCCUGGGUCCAAAAGAUCGUUCCUGAAACUGAUACUUCAGGUCGAAAAAUGGCAGGAGGAGUGUGAUGAAGGAGAAGGAAGGACCAUCAUUCAUUGUCUGAAUGGUGGAGGGCGAAGUGGAAUGUUCUGUGCUAUAGGCAUUGUUGUGGAAAUGGUAAAAAGACAGAAUGUUGUUGAUGUUUUCCAUGCAGUCAAGACCUUACGGAACAGCAAGCCAAAUAUGGUGGAAGCCCCAGAACAGUACCGUUUCUGCUACGAUGUAGCUUUGGAGUACCUUGAAUCAUCAUAGUUGGACUGGACAUGGAAAGGGAAUCCAAACUAAGACCUGUUCAGCUGUUGAACCAGCAGCUACUGUACCUGUUGAACCUGUGAAGAGAUUUAAGUGUUGGGGGAGGGGAACAUUUACAUUUUAAAUGCAAAAGUAUUUUUCUUAUGAAGUUGUGUAUGUUAAUAAAAGGACUCAAUCAGUUUCUAUGCCUGUAAACAAUAUCAAAAUUUAGUGCCACAAAAUUAUAUUUAAUAAAAACCAGACUAAGCCAGUUGGGGGGCAAGUAGGGACUUUUCAGUGUUUGUACAUUCGAUAUGAUAUGCAGCUGCCUCUCUCUAGGCUCACCUGAUGCAUGAAUCAAUAUUUCCUAUAUGGCAUUUUUUCUCCUUCUUUUGAUAAAAGAUGUUAAAAAUUUAAAAAGAAGAAAAAAAGCUGUGCAAAUUGAUGGUAAAAAGAAAUCCAUUCUUUAUACGUUUCAAGUGUAGCAGAUCUAUAUAAAUAUAUAAAUAUAUUUAACUGGCUUAUUUUGUUUUAAUGUGCAAUGAUGGCUGGAUCACAUAAAAUUCUUUUUAAAGAAAAUAAACAUAAGCCAAAGACUCAAGUGUAUAUAUGUCUAUAUGGAGAAAGCACACUGUAUUUAUUGGUUACCUGCAUUCCUUUUUGGUUGUUUAAGGGGGGGAAAUCAUUUUUCUUGAAGAAAGCUUUUUUUCUGAAAUCAGGUGUAAACGAUUUUUGUAGUUUAUUUUUUGUAUGUUUUAGUGUUAGUAGGAGCCAUACUUUUUAUGCCCACACCAGAAAACAUUGUUGUAGUGGUUUUGUUGUGUGUACAUGCUUGUGAAUUUUCACAUAAAAAUAAAACCAACUUGGCUAUCAGGUCUUUUAACAUGGGACCAACUUAAAACAUUUUGCUAAAAAUGUAUAGUUUUUCACAGUUACCUUAGUCAGAUAUUGGUCAGAUCAUUAUAUAUAUAUAUAUAUAUAUAUAUAUAUAUAUAUAUAUAUAUAUAUAUAUAUAUAUAUAUAUAUAUAUAAUUGUACACAUUCUGAUGGCCUUGCUAAUGACUUGCACAAUGUUGAACAUAGUCUCUUUGCACCAUUUCAAUCUUAACACAAGCCAAUCUUGUUGAGCCACCAGUGAAGCACAGGUCAAGACAAUAAGAUGGCAACAUCCAUCCUUUCAGAGUAAGACAAAUUUUAUUGAACUGUAAAGUUAAUACAAUUUUUCUUUUGAUGUUUACACACAUGUAAGCUUUGGGCUCUGACAGAACAGAGUUUGAAUAAAUCAAUGCCAGUUUCCAGUUUUGUGCAUUGUCACUUGAUUUCAAGUGGACCUUCCCCAAUGUGGUCUCAUUCAUGUGUUCCACACAGCUGUAAACUCCCAUCCUAUGCUUGCUGUUUGUUGUUGACUUAAGCAUUCCAAUCUCCUCUUUCUAGAUUAACAGUACAUGACAUGGUGCUUAUAAAAUUUUAAUGUAAAGUAAGACUGAAUUAAAAAUUUUUUAUAAUAA